GGCCGCACAUGUGUUUCUGUUUUGUGUUGUAGCAUUUGUUCUGGAAGCUCGUAUUUACAUUUUAAGUGUAUCUGGUGAGUGGGUUGGAGUCCUCGUCUGGGCCGGGAAAAAAAAAAGGAAGAAAAGCAGCCCUCCGAUCCGUCUUUUAGUUGCUCCUCUUCCUUUUUCUCUCCAGUUUUGCAUCACUCCGGCCAGCCGCGACCAUGCCCAGGAAGAAGGCGGUGGCGGCGGCCUGGGAGGAGCCGAGCUCGGGCAACGGCACAGCCCGCGCGGGGCCAAGGAAGCGUGGCGGCCCGGCGGGCAGGAAGCGCGAGCGCCCCGAGCGCUGCAGUAGCAGCAGUGGCGGCGGCAGCAGUGGCGACGAGGACGGCCUGGAGCUCGACGGGACCCCCGGCGGCGGCAAGCGAGCGGCGCGACCGGCGGCGGCUGGCAAGCCGGGCGGCGCGGCCGUAGUCAUCACCGAGCCCGAGCACACCAAGGAGCGCGUCAAACUUGAAGGGUCUAAGUGCAAAGGUCAACUUUUGAUUUUUGGGGCAACCAACUGGGACUUGAUUGGUCGUAAAGAAGUGCCUAAGCAACAAGCUGCUUACCGAAACCUUGGUCAGAAUCUGUGGGGCCCCCACAGGUAUGGGUGCCUGGCAGGGGUCCGGGUGCGGACGGUGGUGUCGGGGUCCUGUGCCGCCCACAGCCUCCUCAUCACCACUGAAGGGAAGUUGUGGAGCUGGGGGCGGAAUGAGAAGGGGCAGCUGGGCCAUGGGGACACCAAGAGAGUGGAAGCCCCCAGGCUGAUCGACGGCCUCAGCCAUGAAGUGAUCGUGUUGGCAGCCUGUGGGCGCAACCAUACCCUGGCCCUGACGGAAACGGGCUCCGUGUUCGCUUUUGGAGAGAACAAGAUGGGGCAGCUGGGCCUUGGCAACCAGACAGACGCAGUCCCCAGCCCUGCACAGAUAAUGUACAACGGCCAGCCAAUUACCAAAAUGGCCUGCGGGGCGGAAUUCAGUAUGAUAAUGGACUGCAAAGGAAACCUCUAUUCCUUUGGGUGCCCUGAAUACGGCCAGCUGGGGCACAACUCGGACGGGAAGUUUAUCGCCCGGGCGCAGCGGAUAGAGUAUGACUGCGAACUGGUGCCCCGGCGAGUGGCUAUCUUCAUCGAGAAGACGAAAGAUGGGCAGAUCCUGCCCGUCCCGAACGUGGUGGUACGAGACGUGGCCUGUGGUGCCAACCACACGCUGAUCCUGGACUCCCAGAAGCGCGUCUUCUCCUGGGGCUUUGGGGGUUAUGGCCGCCUGGGCCACGCCGAGCAGAAGGACGAGAUGGUCCCUCGCCUGGUGAAGCUGUUCGACUUCCCAGGCCGAGGUGCCUCCCAGAUCUACGCCGGCUACACCUGCUCCUUUGCGGUCAGCGAAGUGGGUGGGUUGUUUUUCUGGGGAGCCACCAACACAUCCCGAGAGUCUACCAUGUACCCGAAAGCAGUGCAGGACCUCUGUGGCUGGAGGAUCCGGAGCCUGGCUUGUGGGAAGAGCAGCAUCAUUGUGGCAGCUGACGAGAGCACCAUCAGCUGGGGGCCGUCGCCGACCUUUGGGGAGCUGGGCUACGGGGACCACAAGCCCAAGUCUUCCACCGCAGCCCAGGAGGUGAAGACGCUGGACGGUAUCUUCUCAGAGCAGGUGGCCAUGGGCUACUCACAUUCCUUGGUGAUUGCCCGAGACGAGAGCGAGACGGAGAAGGAGAAGAUCAAGAGGCUGCCGGAGUACAACCCGCGCACCCUCUGAGCGGAGCUGGCUCCGCCCGCUGUCAUACCAUGUGCACUGGGACAGGAAGUCAGAUGAGGGAUUUAAGCAGCAAGAGCUGACCGAAGAUGCAGUUUUGUUAGCCUCCCCAAGGUUCUGUUUUCUAAGCGAUUCAACGUUAACUACCUUUUUCUGUAUGCUUUCCAAAGCGUUUCCCCCGCAACGUUUAAUUAAAAUAUUUGCUCAUAGUUGAUUUACCAUUCCGACAAGAGGCAGAAACUUUGAGCAAUAAGUUUUUUUUUUAAGUUGUAUUUUUUUGUGUUUGUUUGUUUUCCUCUCCUGAAUAUGCUUCCCCAAACCUCCCAUUCCAGUUGUAAUUAGCAUUGUGGUCCAAGUGGGUGCUACAUGGCUGUUUACUCAGAUGAAAAUGUCCCUUAUGGGAACCAGCAGCAUCUAAGCCAAGACGUCCUUGGUGGCUGAGCUCCAUUCAAAAUCACGCUUGUGCACUUGGGGAGCAUCCGGGCCACUUGCCGCUUUUCCCCACAGACUGGCUCCAGCCGCCGCUUGCUCUGCUCCCCUUGGCUGCGUGGAAGCUCCACAGCCUUUUGGUUAAACCAUUCAUAGAAUCUGCCAUUUCCCCCCUGGUGGGGGCUUUGGGAUUUAUGUUUAGCUAUUUCUAUCUCUUAGCUGUAUAAGAAGUGCAAAUGAGAAUCAGGCCGUGGUGGAACCAUGGGGACCUGGGGAGCGGGGCACAGAUGGGGAACACUUGUGUAUGUCCAAGGGUCCGGCUUUAUGACCCCAGUGGAGCUCGGGCACUGUUGGCCCUGGCGCUGCUCAGAUGGAGGUCGAUCAGCCAACACUGAGUGCACUGUCCAUCCAGUCCCUGCGAGGAAGGACCAGCCCCCAUGUCCCAGCUGUGGACGCUGCCUCUGCUCCCUUCUGUCUCACCUGGUCACUCCUGUCCCCAGGGCGGCCACCUUGUCCCACGCCUCGGGUUGCUGUCCUGCUAACCCUGCGCUCUGGUCAUGUGUGCUUGGCUCCAAAUAGCUGGGAUCCCUGGAGAAGUUGCCCCCGGCUCAAGAGUGCACGCAGAAGCCGAGCAGGACUCCCGCGCAGCCCUGGCAAGUGCCCUCUGCCAGAGCCGUCCGGGGCGACCGCACUGCAGCAGUUACGAGGUGCCUUUCCUGGAAGCAAGCGAGGUGGCGCUGGCUGAGCUCGAGGUUUCCAGGGCCUGGACUGGUUUGGGUGCUUUACCUAGAUGCGUAGCUCAGUGUGCUUCUGGGGGACUUGGGCGGACGGAGAGUUCAGUUCUGGUCUUCAGCUUUGGUUUUGCUUCUGUUAACCACUUGUCAUUGUCUUCGUGUUAAAAUGCCAAAAAUGAUCUCACGGUCACUGGUCACUGCUUUUCCUCCUGCUUGUCACCCCACCCCAUCACCGCUCAGUGACUUGUCCUUGGGGGACAGGUUGCAGCUUGUGCCUGGCUGACCCUACAGCCUCUAGGGAGAUGGGGCUGGAUUUAAGACCUUACUGGAGUCCUUGCUCAUCUCUGCCACGGUGUUGGGACAGUGGCCCCCCCUGGGGACAAGCUUUUGCAGUGUCAGAACUUCCGCUAAACUAACCUGAUCUGUCCCUGUCACCUCCAGAGGCCUCCCAUGCAAGCUCCCACCUGAGCUAGCUGGCCGACUGUGCUCCUUAAUGUCACACCCUGGGGGUCUCCCUUGAGCUGUGUGGUCACCCAACUGGGGACGCAAUAGCCUGGGAGCUGUCCUGGGCAGACCUGGGCUCAGAUCUUCCAGGCAACUCCUGAAACCAGCAGCCAGCCACCCUGGCCAGGACCCCUCCAGGGAAGGUGUCCUGUGCCCCGCUUCGCCCCUCCUUUGGUGUAGAAUUGUAACAUGAACUUCCUCGCAAGGAGCACCCUUUAGGACAGGAAUUGGGGCGCCCUGCACUCCAAGAGUCGCAGAGGGCUGAGCCAGGAAGGGGCUUGGUGCCCUCCAGGUCCAGAAGGGAGGGUCCGAGGUGGAUGAGAAUCAAAGAGGAUAUUGUGAUUCGGCCGAAGGCGCCUGGUUUAGUGCUGUAAUUGUCUUUAUUUUUUUUUUAUAUAUAUAUUUCUUGGAGUAAACAUUUUAAAUAAACGGCAUCAUUGUUUA
Molecule: messenger RNA, 3880 nt
Organism: Cavia porcellus (domestic guinea pig)
Lineage: Eukaryota; Metazoa; Chordata; Mammalia; Rodentia; Caviidae
Gene: Rcc2
Product: regulator of chromosome condensation 2
Exons: 13
Coding region: 204-1772 (522 amino acids)
Biological process (GO): negative regulation of GTPase activity
Cellular component (GO): membrane
Molecular function (GO): small GTPase binding
Source: RefSeq, a predicted model, not a curated record